Fukomys damarensis (Damara mole-rat) is the source of this 2612-nucleotide messenger RNA. RefSeq names its product coiled-coil domain containing 39 (gene Ccdc39). Gene Ontology annotation, cellular component: axoneme. Gene Ontology annotation, biological process: cilium-dependent cell motility; cilium movement; inner dynein arm assembly. The record is from RefSeq and is a predicted model, not a curated record. NCBI's taxonomy places the organism in Eukaryota, Metazoa, Chordata, Mammalia, Rodentia, Bathyergidae. Bases 121 to 2514 code for a protein of 797 amino acids. The transcript is spliced from 18 exons.
CAGCGCUCUGGCUGCAACUUUGCUGAUUCCUCAGCUGCACUCGGGUAUCAUCCACCAGAGGAGAAGGCGGUUUUUUGUUUUUUUUUCUGCUGUUUAUCUCGAGUUCCCCAUCCAUUUGCCAUGAGUAGGGAGUUCCUGGCGGAGCUGCAUUGGGAGGAUGGGUUUGCCCUCCCUGUGGCAAACGCAGGGAACAAAAUGCUGGAAGAUCAGUUAUCAAAGCUGCAGAAUGAAAAAUCAAACUUGCAAGAGCAGCUACAUGACUAUGAGGAUCGAAUUAAUGCUAUGAAUUCUCACUUCAAAAAUGUUAAGCAAGAAUUCUCAUUUACACAGUCUCUUUUCAAAGCAAAGGAGAAUGAGAUUGAAAGUGAAGAACAUUUUAAGGCCAUUGCUGAAAGAGAAUUGGGACGAGUAAAGAGUGAAAUACAACGACUAGAAAAUGAGAUAAUUUCCAUACGAGAACAGAAAACUGACAAGGAAAAUGGCAUAUUUAAAGCUACUCAAAAGUUGGAUGGUUUGAAAUGUCAAAUGAACUGGGACCAGCAAGCACUGGAGGCCUGGCUAGAAGAAUCAGCUCAUAAAGAUAGUGAUGCCCUCACUCUUCAGAAAUACGCUCAGCAAGAUGAUAAUAAAAUUAGGGCACUGACCCUGAAGUUAGAAAGACUGACCUUGGAAUGUAAUCAAAAGAGAAAAGUUCUUGACAACGAACUUACAGAGACUUUAACUGCCCAGUUAGAAUUGGAUAAAUCAGCACAAGAUUUUCAUAAGAUUCAUAAAGAAAGACAAGAACUCAUUGAACAGUGGGAGAGCACAAUAGAACAGAUGCAGAAGAGGGAUCGAGACAUAGAUGGCUGUGCCUUGGCAUUAACAAGGAUAAAACAGGAAAUAAGAAAAAAAGAAAGUUUGGUUAAAGAAAAGGUCAAGUUUUUGGAAAAUGAGAUUGGGAAUAAUUCAGAGUAUGAGAAAAGAAUUUCUGCUGCUGACCGUGAAGUUUUAAAAUAUAGGACGGCAUAUCAAAAUCAUGAAGCCGGUAGAAGUCAGCUGAAGGAUGAGCUGGAUUCUUUAAAAGCCACUGUGAAUAGAACUUCCAGUGAUUUAGAAGCUUUGAGGAAAAAUAUUUCCAAAAUAAAGAAGGACAGUUAUGAAGAAAGACAAAGGUUACAAAAAAUUAAAAAUCAUAAUCAGGUCAUUAGAAAAAAAUUAAAUCAGAUAAGUGAGAAAACCAUGUCUGCGGAAGAGAAGGCCACCAAUUUGGAAGAUAUGCUAAGAGAAGAGGAAAAAGGUCUAAAGGAAAUAGAAGUUCAAUUGAACAUAGUUAAAGAUGUGCUGUUCAAGAAAGUUCAGCAGUUACAGACUGAGACGAUGAAAGAAAAAGCUCUUGUAUCAGAAAUUGAAGGAACCCAUUCUACUCUGAAACAUUUCAACAAUCAGUUACAUAAACUGGAUUUUGAAACCUUAAAACAGCAAGAAAUUAUGUACAGUCAGGACUUUUACGUUCAACAAGUGGAACGAAGAAUGUCACGGUUAAAGGGAGAAAUUAAUUCAGAAGAAAAACAGGCUCUGAAAGCAAAAAUUGUUGAACUUAAGAAAUCACUGGAAGAGAAAAAGUCUACAUUUGACCUUUUGGAAACACAGAUCAAGAAACUUCACAAUGAUCUUCACUUUAUCAAGAAGUCAAACAGUAAAAGUUGUGAUGAAAAACAGUCUCUUUUGACUAAAAUAAAUGAAUUAAACCUUUUUAUCGACAGCUCAGUGAAAGAACUUAAUAAAGCCAAAGCUUUUAACCAGGAUUUGAUGAUAGAGGAUAAUCUUUUAAAACUUGAAGUUAAACGUACUCGAGAAAUGCUUCACAGUAAGGCCGAAGAAGUUCUUUCCUUGGAAAAAAGAAAACAGCAGUUACUUAAAGCUAUGGAAGAGCGAACCGAAGAAAUUAAGGUUCACAAAACGAUGCUUGCCUCACAAAUAAGAUAUGUUGAUCAAGAAUGGCAAAACAUAAGUGGUGAUGAGUAUCAGCUAAAAAUUCAACUAGAAGAACAAAGAAGAGCUGCUGAUGAAAAAUACAGAUACAAACAGAGACAGAUUAGAGAACUUCAAGAAGACAUCCAGAGCAUGGAAAACACUUUACAACUUACAGAGCAUUUAGCAAAUAAUGUCAAAGAGAAACUAUCAGAGAAACAAGCUUUUGCAUCUCAACUACACAAAGAAACUGAGGAGCAGAAGCCAAAAUUAGAGAGAGUGACUAAACAGUGUGCAAAACUCACAAAAGAUAUCCGUCUUCUGAAACAAACAAGAGAUGAAACACCAGAAGAACAAGACAUUAAACUCCGUGAAGUGAAACAAUUUCGUAAGGUUGUUGAUGAAAUGUUAGUUGACUGUAUAAAAGAAAAUGCUGCAAUCCAUUUUAUCCUUCAAACGUAUUUUAAGCAGAAUGGGUUAGAGCUACCGAUAGCUAAUAUAAAAGGGAGCCACCAGAGUUCUACAUCAUCUUCACAGGCCUCACUGGUAUCACCAAGGUAAGUGGAAUGUUAAUACAAUCUUUUUAAGUUAUAAAAUGGCAACACAGAUGUACACAUACGGAGACUAUAAUUUUUGUGAUUAAAGUCAAAUUCGUGAAA